UCGUCCUGGAUCCUGCGCCUCGCGUCAUCUGUCUUGAUCUCUCAAUUGAACUGAGAGCUCCAGUUCCACUUUUUGUCUACACCCCAGUUCGAUACCUCAAACUCCAUCGCGAUGGCUGCUGGUCAGGGAGCCGUCUCGUUUGAUGCGAUCAUCCAAGCCGAUCGCAAAAGACGGAAUGAGGAGCUCGCAAAUCAGCUCCUCGGCAAAAAUAGAACGACCAACACCGCCACCAAGGCGGCAGGAAAGACGCAGACUGUGAAGCCGGGAAGCCUCGCAAGCCGGAUAGGUGUGGCCAAGCGCUCUGUGUCGGCUACUCUCCCUUCGAAAGCAAACAUCCCGAACCCAGCGCCCGCGCGACAGGGUCCCCGGCCGGGCGCAAGACCCGCGAAUCGACGCCGUCCUGACGAAAGCCGCCUUCUCUCUGCCCUCAAUCCCGAAAGUGGACAGGCUAACGUUCGGAAUGGAGCUGGUUUGACUAUCAAGGGGGUCGGUUCAGGGCCGUUUGUCGUCAUCGGGAGUAACUUCGCGCCUGGAACCACCGCUGCCGAUAUCCAGUCGGCGCUUGAACCCGUCUCGGGCAAGAUAUUGCGCUGCUGGGUCACUUCGCAACACCCUUCUGUUAAAGCAGAGAUUACAUUUGCCGAGAAGCAAGCCGCCGAGAGUGCCAUUGCAAACUUCCAUAAUCAGAGGAAUCUAAUGAAUAUCAAGGCCGACGGCCGAGUUUUAUCAUUGCGUCUAAAGCAAACUACACCCAAAGGCAACCAAGAUUUGUUCGAGCGUCCUACCAAACCCACCUUCCAGAACCCCCAGUCUUCUUUCAGUGAUCUCCGGGAGCAAGCCGAUCGCGAUCGCCGCUUGCAUCGCUCAAAUGACCCGUCUGUUCAAGAUGGGCGAUGGGGAUUCAACAAUCAGAAUCAGGCUUUCGACCAAGGGCCGUCCAGGGGAAACUAUCGCCGGCGGAACAACCGGGGUGGCCGUGGCGGCGCGAGAGGCGGUGGUAAUGUAGUCCAGGAUACACAGGAAACGGGCCUUUACAGCGACGAGAUGAUGGUCGACGCACCACAACCGAACCAAAGGAACCGGGCACGCCCCAACCAGACACUCUUACUGAGAUCGCAACGAUGGUCUUCAACUUCACCUUCACCUUCACCUUCAGCCUCAACCUUUGAAACAAGACAAUGGUCGACACCACUAGCCCAGACACUCGCCAAUGCGAUCAAAGUAACAGGCCCCAUCCCCAUCGCAGCCUUCAUGCGCCAAGUCCUCACAAACCCCGAAGGAGGCUACUACACGACGCGACCCGAAGGCGACGGCGAAGUAUUCGGCAAGAAGGGCGACUUCGUCACCUCGCCCGAAAUCUCCCAGGUCUUCGGAGAACUGGUGGGCAUCUGGACGAUUGCGGAAUGGAUGGCGCAGGGACGGAAGCGCAGCGGAGUGCAACUGAUGGAGGUUGGACCGGGAAAGGGAACCUUGAUGGAUGAUAUGUUGCGCACAUUCCGGAACUUCAAGACCUUUACGUCGAGUAUCGAGGCGAUAUACUUGGUUGAAGCUAGUGCUACACUGAGGGAGGUUCAGAAAAAGCUACUAUGUGGAGAUGCGGUCAUGGAGGAGACGGACAUUGGGCACAGAAGUACGAGCAAGUACUUUGACGUUCCGGUCAUUUGGGUCGAGGAUAUUAGGUUGUUACCACAUGAGGAGGACAAGACACCAUUCAUAUUCGCUCACGAAUUCUUCGACGCCCUCCCCAUCCACGCCUUCGAAUCCAUCCCCCCGUCUCCAGAGAACCAGCCCGCAGAACAGAAGGAAAUCAUGACCCCCACCGGCCCAGCGAAACUCCACCAGCCCUUGAAACCAGCCAACACGCCACAAUGGCGCGAACUCAUGGUCACACUGAACCCGAAGGCCGUGGAAGAGAACCAGGAAGGCGAGCCCGAGUUCAAGCUCACUCUCGCCAAGGCAUCCACUCCCUCCUCCUUGGUCAUUCCCGAGAUCUCUCCGCGCUACCGCGCCCUCAAAUCCCAGCCUGGCUCCACCAUCGAAGUCAGCCCGGAAAGUCGCAUCUACGCGUCCGACUUUGCGCGCCGUAUCGGCGGUGCAUCGCAACCUCCUCGGACGGUCACGAAGGGUGCAGCUGCCGCGCCGGCCCCCGCGAAGCGCGUGUCCUCCGGUGCGGCUCUGAUUAUGGACUAUGGUACUCUCUCAACUAUCCCGAUUAACUCGCUGCGCGGGAUCCGGGAACACAAGAACGUGCCGGCGCUUUCGUCGCCGGGACAGGUGGAUGUCAGCGCGGAUGUGGAUUUCACGGGACUGGCAGAGGCGGCGAUUGAGGCUAGUGAGGGCGUGGAGGUGCACGGGCCGGUCGAGCAGGGUGAUUUCCUGCAGGCCAUGGGCAUUGAGGAGCGUAUGCAGCAGCUACUGAAGAGGGUUGGGGAUGAAGAGAAGCGGAAGACGCUGGAGACCGGGUGGAAGAGACUUGUGGAGAAGGGCGGCGGCGGCAUGGGUAAGAUUUAUAAGGUGAUGGCGAUUGUGCCGGAGAACGAUGGGAAGCGUCGCCCGAUAGGCUUUGGAGGCGGGAUUGUGGCAGAUAUAUGAUUGAUACCUGGAUUAGCGAAGUGUAUAGUAUAGACCUUGU
Aspergillus sclerotioniger CBS 115572 is the source of this 2632-nucleotide messenger RNA. RefSeq names its product DUF185-domain-containing protein. Gene Ontology annotation, biological process: mitochondrial respiratory chain complex I assembly. The transcript is spliced from 8 exons. NCBI's taxonomy places the organism in Eukaryota, Fungi, Ascomycota, Eurotiomycetes, Eurotiales, Aspergillaceae. Gene Ontology annotation, cellular component: mitochondrion. Gene Ontology annotation, molecular function: protein-arginine omega-N symmetric methyltransferase activity. Bases 112 to 2592 code for a protein of 826 amino acids. The record is from RefSeq and is a predicted model, not a curated record.